AUGGCCGACCACUUGAUUGGAAUACCACACGGCGAAUCUUGUCUGGCACCGCUGGGCUUCAGCGAUGAACAGAAACCGUGCCAGCCAGAUGGGGAAUUCCGUCUCAAUGUCAUAAUUGGAGCUGCUGCGUUUAACUUGUUGGCACCUAGUGGUUUCUUUCAGAUCACGCUUGGCUGGGGUCGAUUCAGCUUUGGCACUGCGAAGCUCGUUGAUGUUGUUUGGGACUUGGUUGUUGGUCGAGGGGGCCAAACAGUCAUGGCUUUUGUAUCAUGGCGAGUGUUUGUCCAAUAUCUCCAACUCUCACUCGUUACGAAGCCGGCGUCUUACAGCACAGUGUGGCUUAUCAAAAUUCAACAAGAUAACUCUGCUCUCGCAACAUGGAAACUUGUUUCGGGAUUCUUCAAGGUUGGCCUCGCAUCCAAAAAGGUCAUGUGCUUCAUGAUCUGGACUGCAUUAUUCAUUCUUGGUUUUCCGACCUUCGCCAGUUCGAUGACUGGAUAUACGCCUUACAACAAGGCUUAUGUUAACAGCACCAGUGGAAAGCUAGUGCAAUUUUCAGAAGUCUCCCGCGUCGCUUACUUGAUCAAAGAUGGGGAUAGAGUCAAUGGUCUGAGCAAGGGGUAUCCUGUAUUAUGGAGAGGCAACUUAACUGCUGUUGACAAAUUUAAUGACCGUUGCGAUGUGAUGGACAUAAAUGACACGGGCGUUGAGUGCCAGCUACAGAGGGAUGUAGCUGAGUAUGUUCAACUCUACGGUUUCGACGGAAAAGGCGACGGUAAGAAUCGAAACAAGCAGGACAAGACAUAUUUUCGUAACCAGACGCUGAACUGGCCACCCCUCAACAUAAAAGCGUUCUCUCUCCCUACCCCUUUUUACUGGAACUGGACGUUAUAUGGCACUGAUAAGUUUUCGAAAGAAGAUCUCAUUUCUCAUUCAAAUUAUUCAAAAUCGGCAUUUAUUGUUGAGGACGAGAUAUACAAUUUCAAAGAUGUCCAAGCUAGAGGAGUCUGUCAACCAAUAAAGAGUGGAGAAUCUAUCGAAUAUCAAUGGGGGUUUUCAUUUUUCCAGUUGUUUGUCAUGGUUAUCCUCCUUUACUUGUGGAGCAACAUUCUUUUUGUGUUAUGGAUAACCACACAAUUGACGCUGAUACAAAAUAACAUCGCAGCAUCUUCUGAAGCCUGGAAGGGCCUUCUUGAGCUGACGGAUAACAUCAAACAACAAAUGGCCUCUGUUGGCAUAAAUUGGGAAAACCUGACAGACAAAGAACUACAUCGCGAGAUGCAGCAUCUUCUCACAGGGGGUCCAGUCUCUACAUCUUCGGAGGAAUCUGAUCUAGAAAAUCCCUUGCCCCAAGGGCGGUCCAGCCUAUGA
Molecule: messenger RNA, 1371 nt
Organism: Fusarium tjaetaba
Lineage: Eukaryota; Fungi; Ascomycota; Sordariomycetes; Hypocreales; Nectriaceae
Exons: 6
Coding region: 1-1371 (456 amino acids)
Source: RefSeq, a predicted model, not a curated record